AUGCAUCUGACCAAGCUUGUUUUCGCUGUCCUACCGGCUCUUGCCCUCGCGGACACCAGCGCCGUCACCAGCGCCGCACCAACCUCGACCACCACUUGCACCAGCACCACGACGUUGGUCAAGACCAUUACCCUUUCUCGUGCUCACACCGUCACCUCGACCUGGGGCCACAACUCGACCACCUACAUGCCAACCGGCGGCAUGACCUCUUUCACCCCUCCUCCUGCGACUACUGCGCCGGCUCCUACUACUAAGGGACCUCAGAACGCCGCUGGCGCUCUGGACGCUACCAAAAUUGCCUUUGCUGGUGUUGCUGGUAUGCUUGUCGUUGCUCUGAUGUAA
Pochonia chlamydosporia 170 is the source of this 342-nucleotide messenger RNA. RefSeq lists its product as hypothetical. The record is from RefSeq and is a predicted model, not a curated record. Lineage: Eukaryota; Fungi; Ascomycota; Sordariomycetes; Hypocreales; Clavicipitaceae. Bases 1 to 342 code for a protein of 113 amino acids. The transcript has a single exon.